Molecule: messenger RNA, 1425 nt
Organism: Wallemia ichthyophaga EXF-994
Lineage: Eukaryota; Fungi; Basidiomycota; Wallemiomycetes; Wallemiales; Wallemiaceae
Product: Ribose-phosphate pyrophosphokinase 2
Exons: 11
Coding region: 1-1425 (474 amino acids)
Biological process (GO): transcription by RNA polymerase I; purine nucleotide biosynthetic process; 5-phosphoribose 1-diphosphate biosynthetic process
Cellular component (GO): cytoplasm; ribose phosphate diphosphokinase complex
Molecular function (GO): ribose phosphate diphosphokinase activity; magnesium ion binding
Source: RefSeq, a predicted model, not a curated record
AUGUCUUCUCCAGAGAGAAGCCCAAGUGAGAGUGUCGGAGAGGAGGAAACGAGCAGGCAAUUAAAUGAAUACAAACCACCAAAAGGCUUCAAAUUGAAAGGAGUCGAUCAAUCUAGCAGCGUUGAUUGGUUAAAGCUGGCUAAAGAUGAUGAUUAUGAAAUCGUAUGCUUAAGAGUACCAGAGAAUAUAAAGACAAAGCAUUUGAAAGGAAUGAAACUGGAUUUCGAUAGUAAAGACAAUAAAUUAGGUACAAUCGAUGUCAAAGGCAGUGAGAUGAGUAUACACUCACAGUUAACUUCAAACUCAAAAGAAUCAAGGAACAAAUUUGAAUCUGCAUCGAUAAAUGAUGAAAUGGAUCAAUUCAAGUUGUUGCUACCAAAUAAACAAGGUCAACUGGUUACUGUGGAUAAGCCAAUCCACCAUAGAUUACAAUUGUCUGACAACAUACCAAUGCUUAAAGCGCCCAAAUUUGAGAAACACACAUCUUCAGAUGGUGCAAUUAAGCGUGAACAGCCAACCGAUAAGCUCAAGUGGAGAUUCAGACCACCAGGUUUUGAUACCGGUGGAAUAGAUGGCACAGUAAACGAGCAAGCAUCACCAAAUAAGGAUAAGAAGGAAAAGAAGGACAAGUCAGACAAGAAAAACACGAAAGACAGAAAGCGCAACAGUCACCCAGAAUUGGCUAAAGAAGUCUCUGAGAGACUUGGAUUGAAUUUAUCGCCUUGCGUUGUAAAUAAAUUCUCAAAUCAAGAGAUUAACGUGAGAAUCGGUGAGAGUGUUAGAGAGGAAGACGUUUUCAUCAUACAAUCUGGAUGUGGGGAUAUAAACGAUAGCUUAAUGGAGUUGCUUAUAUUGGCAAAUGCCUGUAAAACUGCCUCCGCUAGACGUAUUACGGCAGUUAUCCCAAAUUAUCCAUACGCUAGACAAGACAGAAAGGAUAAAUCAAGAGCACCAAUAACUGCUAAAUUGGUCGCUAACAUGCUCACCACUGCUGGAUGUGAUCACGUCAUCACUUUGGAUCUCCACGCAUCACAAAUUCAAGGAUUCUUUGAUAUCCCAGUUGACAACUUGUACACUGAACCAAUUAUGAUCAACUACAUCAAGACAUCCGUUCCAGAUUGGGAGAAUGCAGUGGUGUUUUCACCUGAUGCAGGUGGUGCUAAGAGAGCCACAGCGUUAGCAGACAGAUUGAAUGUCAACUUUGGAUUGAUUCAUAGAUCAAGAGUCCGUAAUGGCGAUGACAAAGAGGAGGACCAUAUGGACGUAGUCGUUGGAAACGUACAAGGCAAGGUGGCUCUGUUGGUUGAUGAUAUGGUAGUCUCAGCCCAAACGAUGAAGUUGGCUUCAACUGAGUUAGCCAAGAAGGGUGCUACUGCGGUGUACGCUAUAGUAUCACAUGGUGAGAAGAACGUUAUGCGUAGCUAA